AUGCGCUCGUCACUGCGUCUCGCCCAAGGCGCAAAGCAGGCGAAUUGUGGUGCGGCGUUCGGAGGGGAAACGUAUUCUCUUCCGGGACCUUACGCGUGGCGCAACCCCGCAGCCGCCGGCCCAUCAUCAGGCCGUCUUGCCGGGCGUCCCAUCGCAGUCAAGGACAAUAUCUCGUAUGCGGGAGCACCGACGACGUGCUCGUCCCGCAUUCUAGAGGGGUACACGCCGCCCUAUACCGCGGCAUGUGUACAGCGCCUUGUCGACGAGGGUGCGCACAUCGUGGGCAAGACGAAGAUGGACGAGUUUGGAAUGGGAUCUGAGAACACGCACAUGCCAGAGGGCUGGGCACCGGUACCCAACCCCUCUGGGCCGGCUGGUGAAGCGCGUUCAGUGGGCGGAAGCUCUGGUGGCUCAGCGGCCGCCGUUGCGGAAGGAAGUGCCGCAUUAGGAACGGACACGGGCGGGUCGGUGCGCCUGCCAGCGUCGUUCUGCGGUGUCGUGGGCCUCAAACCGAGCUACGGCAUGAUCAGCCGGUACGGCGUGGUGUCUUACGCCGACAGCCUGGACUGUGUUGGUGUACUUGGCUCCACAAUCGACGUAGUGGAGGAGGUAUUCGGCGUCCUCUCCGGCCCAGACGGACGGGAUAUGACGUGCGCCAGCGCCCAAACGCGCGAGCGUGCGGCGGAGAUCGCAGCAGCUGCGCCAAGCAGUUUGGAGGGCCUGCGUAUUGGUCUCCCUGUCCAGACGCACGUCGAGGGGGCAUAUCAGAUUCCCCGCGCACUGCUUGAACACCUCAAGUCCCAAGGUGCAGAACUCGUACCCGUUGACAUUCCGGCACUCCGCCUCUCCCUCCCCGCGUACUAUGUGCUCGCGACGGCCGAGGCGGCAUCUAAUCUCGGCCGGUUCGGGGGAUCGUGGUGGGGUUCAUCGUGGGAGCGGACGCGGGAUGACGAUAGUGGGGUGGAACGCCGGCGCCGAAUCCGAUCCGAAGGGUUUGGGUACGAGGUCCGCAAGCGUAUUUUGGCGGGUACACAUGCGCUCACGGCCGACGCGUUCAAUAACUCGUACCUCAAGGCGCUGGCGUUGCGGCAUGAUUUGAAGCAGCAGUAUGCCGACGUGUUUGCGCUCCCACAUCCCGCCAAGGGGGUAGGAAGGGAGGGAGGCGUCCACGUCCUCCUCCACCCCACGGCCAUUGGGCCUGCUCCUCGACUGCAAGACGACGGGAAGGGAGAGGACGCCCGAUACCAGUACCUCCAGGACGUGCUUACCACGAGCGCCAACCUUGCUGGCUUGCCUGCCAUGAGUGUGCCUGCCAGCCGUGUGGACGGCUGGCCGGUCGGCGUGAGCGUCGUCGGCCAGUGGGGGACAGAGGAUGUCGUGUUCCGCACCGGACGGGGCAUCGAGGAGUGGGCGAAGGCGAGCGGUUCGUCGUAG
Cutaneotrichosporon cavernicola is the source of this 1434-nucleotide messenger RNA. RefSeq lists its product as uncharacterized. The record is from RefSeq and is a predicted model, not a curated record. NCBI's taxonomy places the organism in Eukaryota, Fungi, Basidiomycota, Tremellomycetes, Trichosporonales, Trichosporonaceae. The transcript is spliced from 4 exons. Gene Ontology annotation, cellular component: mitochondrion; glutamyl-tRNA(Gln) amidotransferase complex. Gene Ontology annotation, molecular function: glutaminyl-tRNA synthase (glutamine-hydrolyzing) activity. Bases 1 to 1434 code for a protein of 477 amino acids. Gene Ontology annotation, biological process: glutaminyl-tRNAGln biosynthesis via transamidation; mitochondrial translation.